Molecule: messenger RNA, 1932 nt
Organism: Eremothecium gossypii ATCC 10895
Lineage: Eukaryota; Fungi; Ascomycota; Saccharomycetes; Saccharomycetales; Saccharomycetaceae
Gene: BRE1
Product: E3 ubiquitin-protein ligase BRE1
Exons: 1
Coding region: 1-1932 (643 amino acids)
Cellular component (GO): nucleus; HULC complex
Molecular function (GO): ubiquitin protein ligase activity
Source: RefSeq, marked provisional
AUGGAGGAACCGGCGGCGAAGAGACCGAAGCUGUCGGAUCGGUCAGAGCCGUUGACACAGCGAGACGUGGUGCUGUUCCAGAAGGAGGCGCUCUUCCGGCAGCUGAACCGGUACCGUGCGGAGGCGCGCGCCGGGCAGGUGCAGGUGGAGGAGCUGCGGCGGGCGCACGGGCAGGUGGGGGAGCGGCUGGCGGCUGUGUGCGGGGUGGUGAGGAGCGUCGCACGGGCGGUGGCGGACGCGCGCGGCGAUGGGGACGCGCGCGCGCUGUGCGAACGCGUGGCCGGAGGCGACGAUGACGAGGUUGUGGCGCGCGCAGCGGAGUUUGCGGCGGUGGUAGCGGGCGGGCUGGGGCGCGGCGCGGCGGCGGGGGAGGGUUGGCACCGGCUGGAGGCCGUGAACAGCCGACUGGCGGCGGAGAACGCGCAGCUGGCGGCGGAGCUGGGGGCCGUGCGCGGCUUCUACGCGGAGCUGCUGCGUCGCUACGAUCGCGACGAAAGCGAGACCGUGCGGCGCGUGUUCAAGGUGGAGGAGAGCGAGCCGCCGCGCGCCGCGACGCCGGUGGAGGAGAGCUCUGCAAAGGGUGCUGCGUCCGACGGGGAGGCUGCAACCGCAGUUGUGGAGCGCGAGAUGCAGAUCGAGGAGCUGCAGACGGAGAUCAGGGUCCUGGAGGACACGGUCGCGCAGCUGACGGACUGGAAACGGCUCAACGAGCAGGAGCUCACGAAGCUGCGGCAGAUGGCGAGCUCUGCAGAGCUUUCGCAGCGGCACCCGACCCCACCGAGCUCGAGCAACUUGUCGGCGGAUCUUCAGGUGCUCCGCAGCAAGGUAGAGAAGCUCAGCCACGAAAACAAAGAGCUGGCGCAACUUAACGAAGCGUACCUGGGGAAGUUCCAGCAGCUGUCCGCGGACCGGGAAAUAUUCAAUAAUCGUCUAUCAGCAGAGUUCCAGACAGCACAGGAGACACUCAAGAAACACAAUUCGAACCUAGAGAAGGAUCUCGUCCGCAUACGGACAGCGCGCGAUGAGCUGCUGAGCAAAGUGGCAGUACUCGAGGCGCAGAAAUCCAAGUCCGACAUGCUCGAGGACCUGGAGAAAAUGCUUGCACUUCAGCAGGAACAGCUGAAAGCUUUGAGCGAGCACAAGCCUGAGCCUGCACGGGACGCCGUUAUGAAGGAGUUGCAGGAUCUGGAAAAGGCAUUCAAGGAGCUAUCCCAGUAUUCCAACAAGAAGUAUUCCGAAUAUGUUAACCAGGAGUCGUUAAUGUCCAAGUUGACUGUGGAGAAAACCAAAGCUGAUCAGAAAUACUUCGCGGCCAUGCGCUCCAAGGAUUCGAUUUUAAUUGAAAAUAAAAACCUUUCAAAAAACCUCAGCAAAUCAAACGAAUUGAUCCAGCAGUUAAAGGAUAUCGAAAAGUCCUUACAGGCGAAGAUUGAAAACCUAAACAAACAACUGCAUAUAUCGCGGAUCAAUGAAAAGAGACUAUUAGAUUCCAAUAAGACAACUUCACUGAAGAUAAUGGAUCUGACUUCCCAGCUGUCGAAGGCCAACAAAUCGUCCACCCUCGUUCAACAAGAAUGUAACAAAUUAAUAGAGGAGAAGGCCAAGAUGGAGUCAAAGCUGAAUGAUCUUGAGAUUGAAACCAAAAACCUAGCAACCAAGCUCACAUACCAGGAAAACAAGUCCAAGAAACUGCACAAGACGUUGGUGUCGAACGGCGGUGAUAAUGGUGCUCUAGCCGAAGAACUGGAAAACUUCCGCACCGUCGUCUACUGCUCACUGUGCUCCAAAAAUUGGAAGGACACUGUCAUUAAAACAUGUGGUCAUGUUUUCUGUGCAGAUUGUUGCAAGGAAAGGUUAGCAGCCAGAAUGAGGAAAUGUCCGACUUGCAACAAGGGGUUUUCUUCCAAUGAUCUCCUCGUUGUCCAUUUGUAA